This is a messenger RNA of Chelmon rostratus (copperband butterflyfish), 6770 nucleotides long. It is a transcript of the gene tbc1d30, whose product is annotated as TBC1 domain family, member 30. Gene Ontology annotation, cellular component: endoplasmic reticulum. The transcript is spliced from 15 exons. Lineage: Eukaryota; Metazoa; Chordata; Actinopteri; Chaetodontiformes; Chaetodontidae. Bases 176 to 3517 code for a protein of 1113 amino acids. The record is from RefSeq and is a predicted model, not a curated record.
UACCUUUCGGAGGAGAGGAAUGGAGUGCUCCAGGAACUCUAUCCUCCUCGAGACGCGCUUACAAAACUUUACAACUUCGGCUAUGUUGUCUGGAAAGAUGACAACUCGCAUGUAGAAAAACGUUUACCAGAACAGUGAGUUAAUUUUAGCUAGUUUGCCGCUAAUAAAGAAAAAAAUGGCGUCGGAGGUGAAAUUAAACGGGACUGAACUUUUGGAAGUUGACAUAUGCGACCGCGGCGUGUGUUCCGAGGACGAGAGCGGCGUUUUUGUCAACUGCGCCGCCUCCUCCCCGGAUGAUUUCUCCGGCUUCCAGCAGUGGACGAGCCCCGCCGAGUCACCUAAUGACACAUCAUCACGGUCGGUACAGCAGGUCCACAGCGAGCACGGAGCUCCGUCUGGCACCGUUACUGCCACCCAAAGGGCCAACGCGGCCGCAGACAGUGACCCCGAGUCCCGGGAAGAUGGAGUCAAGGCUCCGAGGAGCUCCAUAGUGGACUGUCUGUUGGUGGAGCUGUAUGAGACGUACAGUGGAGGCAGCAGGAGGAAUGUCGACAGCUGGGACAGCUCCACGGAGGCGUCCGGGUCUGAUGCUUUCCUGGGCCGCAGCAACUCCGGGUCCAGCUUCCUCCAGGAGCUCCAGGAGAAGCACACCAGGAGGCAUCAGAUGAACUACCUGGCCCAGAAAGCCCCGGAGGAGCUGCGUUCAAUCAUCCAGGAGGUGAAAUAUCGAACAGGCCUGCAGUCGGCCAAGCUGAUCCGCCAGCUGAGGCGACGCGACCGACUUUGCCACAAACUGCAGAAGAACUACGACAUCAUCACAGCGUGCCUUCAGGCGGUCUCUCAAAAACGACGAGUCGACACAAGACUGAAGUUUACCAUUGAACCAUCACUGGGGAAGAAUGGAUUCCAGCAGUGGUACGACGCCCUUAAGGCCGUGGCUCGGCUCCCAACUGGGAUCCCAAAGGAAUGGAGGAAGAGGGUUUGGCUAACGCUAGCAGACCAGUACCUCCACAGUAUCUCUAUUGACUGGGAGAAGACGCUGCGUUUUGCCUUUAACGAGCGAAGCAACCCAGACGAUGACUCCCUCGGCAUCCAGAUCGUUAAGGACCUACACAGGACGGGCUGCAGUUCUUACUGUGGCCAGGAGGGGGAGCAGGACAGGGUGGUGCUGAAGAGGGUGCUGCUUGCGUACGCCCGCUGGAAUAAAACUGUGGGCUACUGCCAAGGAUUCAAUGUACUGGCUGCACUCAUACUGGAAGUUACUGAAGGCAAUGAGAGUGAUGCACUAAAGGUGAUGAUCUAUCUGAUUGACAAAGUGCUGCCUGAGAGUUAUUUUGCCAACAACCUGCGAGCACUGUCAGUGGACAUGGCGGUGUUCAGAGACCUGCUGCGUCUAAAGCUGCCCAGACUCUCCCAGCAUCUCCACCACCUUCAGAAAGCUGCCAACAGAGAAGCUGGAGGCAGCUACGAGCCUCCGCUGACCAACGUGUUCACUAUGCAGUGGUUCCUCACCAUGUUCGCCACCUGCCUGCCGGCGCCCACCGUGCUCAAGAUCUGGGACUCAGUGUUCUUCGAGGGUUCAGAGGUGCUGUUCCGGGCUGCCCUCGCCAUCUGGGAGAGACUGGGAGAGAGGAUCGAGUACUGUCAGACGGCGGAUGAGUUUUACAGCACGAUGGGUUGUCUCACUCAGGAGAUGCUGGAGGACAACCUCAUCGAUCCCACUGAGCUCAUGCAGGAGGUUUACUCCAUAGCAGUGUUUCCUUUCCCGCAACUGGCUGAGCUGAGAGAGAAAUACACCUACAACAUCACUCCGUUCCCUACCUCAGUCAAAUCCAAUGGAAGUGGUGGUCUGGGCAGCUGGGAGAGCGACGACGAUGUUGACAUGGAUGAUGAAGACUCUGUGGUGACGGCGCUAGGUUGCCUGGGCCCCCUGGGUGGCCUGCUGGCCCCCGAGCUGCAGAGAUACCAGAAACAUCUGAAAGAGCAGCGAGCAGAGCAGGGGAACAUCGCAGAGCUGAGCCCGGGAGCAGUGGGAGCUGGAGGGGUAGGAGGUGGAGGAGGAGGAGGAGGAGGAGGAGGGGGAGGGGGGGGUGCCAGGGCGGAGCAUAAAGCAGCAAUCAACAGCAUGAUGAUGGAGAGAAUGAGCACCGACAUCUACGCCCUGAAGAAGCAAUACACGCGCAUCAAAAGGCGGCAGCAGCAACAGGCUAUGCAACUGUACAUACGCACAGGACCUGGACCUGAAGUGGCCACAAAUCCACGGGUUCCUCAGGAGCGUCUCAACAAUCACAGCGACAGUACCGACCACCACGCCGACGAAAAGUGCCCCGCCACCCGUGUCCUAGCCUCCCAACUCAACCCUUCCAGCUCGGUAAUCAACCACCUCCUUCUGGGUCGGAAACCACGCGGCGGGAGCUCCAGACUCACAUCCACGAGCACAUCCACACUACCGGGGUCUCGAUCCAUUUCUCUGUCCCAGAGUCAGGGCUCCCCGGCCAGGCAGCGCUGUGGCUCGCUGCCCUCCAACGGUACUGGCUCUCCAGGGAGCUCCGGAGGAGGCGUGGGGUCGCCCUGGCGUGCUCACGUCCGGGUACACCGAAGGAACAUCGCCAGGGCUCGAGCACAGCUGGGCUUUGGAGAUUCAGAGGAAAGGGAAGAUGAGGAGGAGGAGAGGGAAGAUGGAGAAUCAGUGAGAUCGGAGGGUGAAGAGGAGAGGAAGAUUGAGGAAAAGGAUGAGGAGGAGCACAAAGAGGGCAGUGACUCCUCUGUGUCUCCUGACCCCUCUGGUACAGGGUCAGUAUGUGAAGAACCUCCACAGGAUGGGGAUGGGACAAAAGAAGCAGAAGUUGCAGAGGUGGUGGUGCAACUGGACUCCCUGGAUCUCGAUCCGACCUCUACCAGCAACGUCAACCCAGAUACACAACGCACAAGACCAGAGUCUAAACCUGUACCCCAAGUCCCUCUCCUCCCUCCUCCGCCAUCCUCAAACAGACACAAAGAGUCUGACUCCUCAGGUUCGCAAAGAAACACCGCCUCUGACAGACACUUUCCCUCCAUUGCUUUACCUCCACCUCACCACUCCUUCAACCCUUCUUCCUCACCUUCCACCUCGAGUCCGUCACCCUCUACACCUCCCUCCACCCCAACACCAAGCUCCUCAUCCUGCCUCCCGUCAUCCCCUUCAGCUGACGGCCUCUCUUCUCUCCCUCUUCCCGUAUCCUCCACCUUUUACAAAACCUCCUCCCCCUCCACUCCAUCACUUUCCUCUGUCUCCUCAUCAUCCAGAUCUCACAUGUCCUCCUCCCCGUCCACCCCGGCGUUCCCAUCCACCAGCGCCUCCACCCCUAAACAGCAGGUCUUUUCCCCCUUCCCGAGCGUGAAGCAGCCCAGGAAAUCAGCGGCAGCCAGAAAUCUCGGCCUCUACGGUCCAACGUCCAGAACACCCACAGUUCACUUCCCUCAGCUCAGCCGCAACCUCAACCGUAGUAGUGGUGCCGGCACCACCGGGAGGCGAUGAAAACCUCUGCACCCCUGAACUGACGCUAGAAACACACAGUCAUUAGAUGAUGUUAAAAAUCAUUCUAUAACUACACCGUGUUGCCUCCUGCAAAUCAAGAAAACAACCCUUUUCAUAUCUGAGGUAGAUUGAAAGUUGUGGAAAUGUUCAGAUGUGUGCAGAAAUCGCUUGAUUAUUAUUGAAAUGAAAAGAUUUCAGCUGAAAAAGUCGUCAUCCUGAAAUUCACAAGCCAUCACAGACAAACAUUUAAGAGUGGGUUAAUGGUGAAGUGUUAAGGAAACUUCUUCAUGUUUUUGUUCAGUGUUUGAACCACAUUUGUGAUGCACAGCUAAGCUAACACAGGACUAUAGGACUAUUACAGUAUCAAGCCCUUUACAGUGGCCUAUGCAGGUCCUUCUUGACCAUAAUGGAUACAUGAUUAAAAAAAACCCCCACAAGAUAUCAUAUGUGAAAUGUGUUUUUAGGACUCUGAAAAAUUGCAUUUGUACUGGACAUCUGUAUCUCUUCAAUAACAGUUUGUGAACCCUGAGAAAAAGAUUCUCCCUGGACUGAAACAUGAAGAUUCCAGGACAAAUGAUUCCUUCUGGACUCACAGGGACCAUAUGUGGCCACAUGAUGAACCAUGUUUUUUCCUACGAGAUUACACAACAGCCAUCCCGUUGUUUCUAUGCCAAGUGUUUAAAAAAAGUAACCCAAGUAGAGAUUUGCUGUAAAUGAAGAACCAUAAAAAAAUUGUGUGUACCCCUCAAAAAACUUCCCAGUCUUAAAACGUUUCAUGUCCUGAAGCACUUAACGUUUUUUGUUUUGUCUGAUGGUGAAAUCAUUCUGUAUGUACACUCCCUCUCUGUAACCUCACUAUUGAACACAAGGAAUGUAAUAUGUAAGUCAAUAAUGGAGUAAGCAUGAAUGGGAAUGCUAGUUUUGUUUUGGCCAGUGGGGUGGGAAUACUGUGGAAUUUACUAUAUUAAACCACACUGGUUGCUGUGUUCACAUAAAAUAAACCUGCACAGCACUUAAAAUGAGACCUCAACGUUGAGUUCAAGUAUAUUCAGUAUAGUCCAUCCACACCACAGCAUUCUUACUUGGAAACUUGCCACAAAGCUGAUGCUUCUUACUUGACUUUAAAUGUAGUCCAGUCUGGCAAAUACAAGGAAAACCCCAGUGGUUAGUCAUGUCAUGUCCUGUCCUGGAGAAACAACAACCGCUCUACGAAAAAAAAAUGCAGCUGAAGCACAACAUACUGCUUCAUUGUUUUUACAUUGUAGACUUUUACAUAAAUGAAUCAACUUUGUCCAUCACUUUUUCUAAAUUAAAAAUACAAGCCAAACAUUUAUUGCAACUUUGGACUUUUCCAGAUUGCACAAAGACACUUCUUAAAUGGGGUGACAAAUUUUCGGUUGAUUGAAUGAAGACCAUUUUUAACUUGUUUUUCAAGUUGCUUAAUUCGUGUAUCAACCAAAGAUUGUAGCAGGAAGUGACGUUGUUGCAUGACCUAUUACUGUAAUUGUAAAAAAAAAAACCCAAACAAAAACCCCAAAUCAAUUAGUUCAUAUUUUUUUUAUUAAUUUUUAAUGUCGUUAAAUUGUUAUUCAGAAUUGAAGAAGUGAAUCUACAAUAAUUUUCUGAAUCAUUCUUGUAAAACUUCAUUCAUAAUGUAAUAAAGUAAUUUUUCCUGCAUUGAUCAAUGUCAGGAAGAGGAAGAAGUGCGCACCAAGGUGAUGCCACUUCCGGUUGCCAUCUUUGUUUUGAUUAAUAAAACGGUUGAAUGAAACGUGUUGAAAUAGCGAGUUUAAAACCUGUAUCACAGAUGGAAUAUUUUUCCUUCCAGUUGACCCGAAGAGUUUUGAAUGAAGGUGUAAAUGUAUUCAAAACAGUGGUAAGUGUUGUCGGUCGACUUCGCGGGGUUUUUAAACUUAGACUUGUGUUAAGGCUAUCUUUGAGAAGCUUUUAGCUAACCGUUAGCUGCUAACGGUUAGCAUUACGUGUCUCCAAACUUCAGAUGUAAAAACGGCCAGUAACGUUGCAUAAGAGUCACUAACUGGGUCCGAACCAUGCGUUAAGUACGCUUUUACGUUCUGUAAAACGACCUUUAUUAUCAUAUAAAGUGAAGUGUGGUCUGUGAGAAGCUACAGAGCAGUUUGCCUUGAUUUGGAUUAAGCUAGCUAAUUCAGCUAGCUAGUCCAAAACAGGGCUACGGAGAAGUUGACUUCAGGGCUGUACAUUCUCAUAUUGUCAUUUUUAAACCAAUGCAGUUGACAUAAUGUUGAUGGAAAUAAGUUGUGCUAACAAUUUACAGAGAUGAGAUGUGUAUCACUCAACACAGUUUUCAUAAGUUUGGGGAUUUCUGCUGCAGUUGCUUUCCAUAGUGCUAAUGUAUGUGAAAGUGUUAGCAUUCAGGACCAGAUUCAGUAGUUCUGUAGGGACAAGGGGAUGUGUUUGUCUUCUCAUUUUUAACUCUGCACCUGUCAGCCACCACAAGUGUAUUAUUCCCACCUACACCUACAUGCCAUCAAGUACUGUAUCUGCUAUUGCGUAACAUUGUUAAUUUUAUUUCUUUUACGACCUGAUAAAAAUGUUUGUUGCCACCGUUUUGUCUUCGGUAGCCAAAUGUCUGCGCCAGGAUGUUGCGCUGCGUGGUUCAGUUAAUUCUCAUAUUGUGUUGAAAAAAUGGAAGUGCACUGAAAAAGCUUUCUGCUUUGUCUCGUUUCCACUGCCAUAGUUCAGUACUGACUGAUUGUUGGUUGUUACAGGGAAAACCUUAUUUUUGUUAUUUCAUCACAACACGUCAUUUUACUCCUCAAUCCUGUUACUCACUAACCCACAUGAAUGCUGUAAUUUAAUGACACCAACAUGGUUGUCUGCUGAAUUUAGUUUCUAAGUAGCAGUUGUGUCUAGUGUGUAUGUGUGGGUCUUUGACUUGACUGUUCACCCUGUGAGUGAAUACAUGUUAAAUGCAAAUGAUACCACAUAUGUCACGCCAAAGUAUGCUUGAUUACUGGGAAGAGGUUUGAUGUCAACUGAGGGCACUACUGCACUCCAAUAAAGAAAUACUUGGAAGAAAGAGACGUAGCUAAGUUCCCUGCUUUUCUGUUUAAAUGCCAUGUGCAGUACUGUUGUGUAGUAAUGUGUAUUCUUACUGGUUAUGAGGUGUUAUUGUAACCGACAGAUUCCACAAGCCUUGCGUUGGUGACAGUUGGUGGUGGCAUUAGGUCUGUAGAAAUCUUGUCUUAACAUCUAUAAAUGUGUGAAGCUG